AUGUCCUUCAAGGAGUCGUCGUACAGCCCGCAAAAUGAUCAUGCUCCGGUCAAGUUGCCCCCGAUUUCGUUUCUUUCCACGAAGUUAGGGACAUCGGACAAGGAAGACGAAACCAAAAGCCGUCCCGAGAGUCAACAAUUGCCUUCUCUGUCAUCCAUCAACUCUGGUGAAUUUCAACUGCCUUCGAUAUCCUCGUUGGCUUCGGGCGUUGACUCGACAAAACUGCCCUCCAUUGUUUCGAGCAAGUCUCCUGAACAGCCGCUAGACCAGAAAUUGCCACCUUUGAAAGCGUCGGCAUCACCUUCUUCCACAAACAGCUCGUCUUCAUCCAGGCAGCAAAUGAAUAGCGUUAGCCCCCCUCGCGAGGGUGAAAAGGGAGACAAGUGCCGCCAUCAUAAUCGUGUGCACGAUCAGCUUACGACACAUUUGAAGGAAGCGCAACAGCAUCUCAAAAACGGUGGACAUAUCCAUAUCGUGCACCAGCCUCACGGUAACCACCAUCAUCACAAAGUUCUAGUGCACAAUCCUAAUGAGACAUCAUCUGAUGUUCCACCGCCACAGGGGAACGACACGACAAUCAUACAGAACGACUCUACCAUAAUUGACCCCAACGCGACAGUGCCCCAGGACCAGUCGUUGGUACACCAGACAUCCCCGAAACAGAGCACAGAAACAACAAAAGAAACAUUCAAACACCGGGAGAUAACCAUCGACUCAAAAGAAACACUAUUGCUCGCCGCAAAAUUCCCAAGAAAACACCUGGGGUCGAUAAUAUACCAGGGCUAUCCCACAAAGGAGACCCGUUGCAUGUACUUGCAAAAUAUAGAACCGGAACACGUGCGUGAGAGCUCGCAAGUGGACAAUGAGUUUGUCUCUAAGAGAGUGGAACUUCUUCCUGCAUACUUCGCAAACUACAUCAACUGUACAGUGGAUAUUCACAUCCCAUACCAGUGCAUUCCCGACAACGUCAACGUGUACGACCGCAGAAUAUGGGGGACGGACAUUUACACGGACGACUCCGAUGUUGUGGCCAUGCUGUACCAUUGUGGAGUGCUCAAGUCGGCCGACCCUACUGCUCCGGAGUCUGGGCUGUCCACCCGUACACCAGAAGAUAGCGCAAAAUCCGGGGAAACUGUCAUCGAUAAAGAAAAGGGGACUAUAAAAUUCUCCCGACACACGGGUCCUCUGACUCCCGGAAACCUGGAGAACCGCUCGAAUGUGAUCAGGCAGCAUGUGGAUUCGAGCGACGCAAACGAUUUAGUGGUGACUUUGCUGAUUCUGCCUCGUCUCGGCGUGUACCAGGGGACAUACAGAAACAACUACUACUCCAGAACUUGGGGAAGUAAUGGCCGUUUGCAUAAUGGUGUUUCGAUUGCCCUUUAUGCGGUGAAAUGGUGCAAGUUGGGUGGUUCAUAUGACGGCCUGAACUACGGCUCUUUCCGCAAAAGAUUACUGAGCGAGCGCAUCGAGCUUUCCCAAAAGCUCCUUAAGACAUCGAGCGAACAGGGGGCUGUUUCUGGCUGGAAGCUUGAUCCUAAAUACUAUAAAGAGUUCAAGUAA
Messenger RNA from Ogataea haglerorum, 1560 nucleotides. RefSeq lists its product as uncharacterized. Bases 1 to 1560 code for a protein of 519 amino acids. Lineage: Eukaryota; Fungi; Ascomycota; Pichiomycetes; Pichiales; Pichiaceae. The record is from RefSeq and is a predicted model, not a curated record. The transcript has a single exon.